Molecule: messenger RNA, 4098 nt
Organism: Dacryopinax primogenitus
Lineage: Eukaryota; Fungi; Basidiomycota; Dacrymycetes; Dacrymycetales; Dacrymycetaceae
Product: DNA topoisomerase II
Exons: 15
Coding region: 1-4098 (1365 amino acids)
Biological process (GO): DNA topological change; sister chromatid segregation; resolution of meiotic recombination intermediates
Cellular component (GO): nucleus
Molecular function (GO): DNA binding; DNA topoisomerase type II (double strand cut, ATP-hydrolyzing) activity; ATP binding
Source: RefSeq, a predicted model, not a curated record
AUGGCUUCCGAUGACGAGUUCGACAUGGACGUGACUCUGGAUGACGGAGAUGAGAGUGACUUUGUGCCUGCUGCGAAGAAGAAAACAGCGCCUAAGGCAGCGCCUAAGCCCAAAGCAGCUCCAAAGCCAAAAGUAGACAGUUCCAAACCCAAGUCUGCCACCAAGCCGAAAGCAGCACCCAAGAAGAAGAAAGAACCGCUCCAUCCGAUAGACGAAAACCAAAUGGACAGUAUAGUGAUGGAUGAAGAGUUUGACUUCGGCCCGCCUGAUCCUAUCGAGGACGAUAUGCCUUCCGUGUCAGCACCCAAGCCAAAGCAGAAGAAGAACGCGUCAGAGAUCUAUGAGAGGCUGGAUGCCGUCGAACACGUCCUCAAGAGGCCAGAUUCGUAUAUCGGAAGCGUCGAGAGGAAAACAGACCUCAUAUGGGUGUUGGAUCCUGAGACGAAGAGGAUGGUAAACAGGAGUACCAAAUUCGUGCCGGGCUUCUUCAAGAUUGUGGAUGAGAUUCUGGUCAAUGCAGCAGAUCAUAAGGUGAACGAAGCUGCCAUGGAUACUCUCAAAGUUGUCAUCGAUCGCGAGAAGAAGUCCAUCAGCGUAUACAACAACGGUGCCGGUAUCCCAGUUGAGAUGCACACCAAGGAAAACAUGUACAUCCCUCAGCUUAUCUUUGGCAACCUCUUCUCCGGCUCGAACUACGACGACACCGAAAAGAAGCUGACCGGUGGUCGCAAUGGCUUCGGAGCUAAGCUCGCCAACAUCUACUCGCACGAGUUCACUGUAGAGACGGCGGACUCUAAGAACGGCAAGAAGUACAAACAGAUGUGGAAAGACAACAUGUCCAUCUGCGGCAAGCCAUCCAUAACGAAUUACAGCAAGUCCGAUGGAUGGACCAAAGUCUCGUUCACUCCUGAUCUUGCCCGAUUCGGAAUGACUGAGAUCGACGACGAUACCUACGCCUUACUCUGCAAACGCGUUUACGAUCUCGCCGGUACUAUCAAGGACGUCAAGGUAUUCCUGAACGACGAACGGCUCAGGAUCAAAAACUUCAAGCAGUAUAUUGACCUGUACCUCAACUCGGUCGCUGAAGCAAAUGUCGAGUCCGGCGCCACAGCACAGCCAAAGCAGACCGUCGUCUACGAGCAGCUCAACCCGAGGUGGGAGGUCGGGUUUGUCGUGUCCGACGGCCAGUUCCAGCAAGUCUCCUUCGCAAACUCCAUCUCCACCAUCAAGGGUGGAACACAUGUAGAAACGAUCGCGAGCCAAAUCUCGAACAAACUUCUCACGGCAAUCCAGAAGAAGAACAAGAGCGCACCAGUCAAGCCGUUCCAAAUCAGAAACCAUAUGUGGCUCUUUGUCAACUGUCUGGUGGAGAACGCAGCGUUCGAUAGUCAGACGAAGGACACACUGACGCUGAAGUCUACCAGCUUUGGAAGCAGGCCCACAAUCACCGAUGAAUUCAUGAAGAAAGUCGCAAAGUCUGGAAUCGUCGAGAAUGUCCUCGAGUAUGCCAAGUUCAAGGCAGAUCAAGCUCACAAGAAGACGGACGGUACUAAGCGCUCUAGGCUGGUCGGUAUGGCCAAGCUCGUUGACGCAAACAAUGCGGGUGGUCGGAACGCCUCCAAGUGUUCUCUGAUUCUUUGCGAAGGAGACUCUGCAAAGACGCUCGCCGAAGCUGGUCUGGCUGUUGUGGGCCGUGACAAUUUUGGUAUCUUUCCGCUUCGUGGUAAGCUUCUCAAUGUCCGAGAAGCGAACCAUGAGCAGAUCAUGAAAAACGCUGAAAUCCAAGCCAUCAAGAAGAUCAUGGGGCUCCAACACAAUAAGGUGUAUGAUUCUGUCGACAGCCUCAGAUAUGGUAGCAUAAUGAUCAUGACUGAUCAGGAUUUCGACGGCUCGCACAUCAAGGGCCUUAUUAUCAACUUCCUCGACCACUUCUACCCGUCCCUGCUGAAAAUUCCUGGCUUCUUGGUCGAGUUUAUCACGCCAAUUGUCCGUGUCACGCAUAAACGCACCCGCAAACGCACGACCUUUUUCACUAUGCCCGAGUAUGAAGAAUGGGCAGAACAGCAUAAACACGACAAACAUCUUUAUGAAGACCCAAAGUACUUCAAGGGUCUGGGGACAAGUGGGCCUGAGGACGGCAUGGAAUAUUUCGGAAAUAUGGAGACUCACUUGAUACCCUUCCAUCCAACACAAGAGGGUGAGCGGGAGCUGAUCGACAUGGCUUUCAGCAAGAAGAAAGUUGAAGCGCGAAAAGACUGGCUCAGAAACUUUAAGCCUGGAACGUACAUGGACCACAGCGUGGACGAGAUUACUUACGACGACUUCAUCAACAAGGAGCUCAUUCUAUUCUCCAUGGCCGACAAUAUUCGCUCCAUUCCUUCCAUGUGUGACGGUCUCAAGCCUGGUCACCGAAAGGUCCUCUUUGGUGUCUUCAAGCGCAAUCUGAAGAAUGAAAUUAAGGUCGCACAAUUGGCUGGGUAUAUUGGGGAACAUACGGCGUAUCAUCAUGGUGAACAGAGUCUCCAUUCCACCAUCAUUGGCAUGGCCCAGAACUUCGUUGGUGCGAAUAACUUGAACUUGCUCAUUCCAUCCGGAGGCUUCGGUAGUCGUUCGAUGGGCGGCGAAGACGCUGCAGCCGCCCGUUAUCUUAACACUAACUUGAUGGCUAUCACUCGUUCUGUCUUCCAUUCCGCCGAUGACAAUAUUCUCACCUAUCUGAUGGAGGAUGGAAAACGCAUCGAGCCAGAGUUCUACCUCCCCAUCAUCCCUAUGGUUCUUGUAAAUGGUAGCUCUGGAAUCGGAACAGGUUGGAGUACGAACAUACCUAGCUUCAACCCCGUCGACAUCGUAGCCAACAUUCGCCGUUAUAUGAGACAUGAGCCUCUGGAACCAAUGUCGCCCUGGUACAGAAAUUUCUUGGGAUCGUUCGAAAAAGUCAGCGAGGGCAAGUUUGUAUGUCACGGCAUAAUCAAGAAAGUCGACGACUAUAACGUCGAAAUCACUGAGCUUCCUAUUGGUCGAUGGACCCAGAAGUACAAGGAAAUGCUAGAAUCAUGGAUCAUGGGCGACGACAAGACAGCCGCCACCAUCAAGGACUACAAGGAAUACCAUACCACCAGACAUAUCCGAUUCACUGUUCAGCUCUCGGGAACCGAGAUGCAGAAGGCCGAAGCAGAAGGACUGGAGAAGUAUUUCAAACUCCUGGAAGCAAUCUCCACCACGAACAUGAUGUGUUUUGAUGCCGACGGGAAGAUGAGAAAAUUCAAUUCUCCCGAAGAUCUGAUUGAGGACUUCUGUCCGCUCCGUCUGAAGUUUUAUCAAAAGCGAAAAGAUUACCUCGCUGAUCAAUUGAUGGUGGAACUGGAGAAACUUAACAAUCAAGCUCGCUUCGUGAAGAUGAUUAUUGAUCGUGAAUUGGUUAUAUCGAACAGGAAGAAGGUCGACAUUGUGGCCGAACUUCGAAAAAAGGAGUUGAAGCCAUUCCCCAAAGUUUCUAAAGCAAAGGAAGAGGGGGAGACGGAGGACGUCGUCGAAGAAGAAGAGCCCGGCAGCGUCACCGAUUUUGACUAUUUGCUUGGCAUGGCUAUCUACAGCCUGACGCAAGAAAGGAUAAACCGGCUGUUGCUGGACUGCGAGAGGAAGGAAGGUGAGCUUAAGGCACUCCUCAAACAGAGUCCGCAAGAUAUCUGGAAUAACGAUCUCGACGUGUUCCUCGAGAAGUGGGAGAAUCUGCUCGAGGAUGAUGUUGCAAUGCAGAACAAUGAGAACCGCAAGAAGAAGGGAAAGCAGGGCGCAACUAUCCGGACCCGAAAGUCCGUUGGCAAGGGCAAGAAGCGCGCAGACGACCACUCGGAUGAUGACUUUAUCCCAGCAAAAGCUCCAUCCAAGCCUCGCAAGCCUGCCGCGCCUAAGCCCGCCGUAGCCAAGCCCACUGCACCACCGCCUAAGGCUGAGGAGAUUUCCGAUGAUAGUCUCAUGGACGUGGACUCUUCCCCCGUCGCUGCGAGGGCUGUUGGCAAAGGUAAAGGCAAGGCGGCCGUGAAGCGUGGAUCGUACGUAUCCUAUUGUCGUACGCCGAGCGGUGCUAAUCCAAUUUAG